UUUUUUUUGAUGGAACCGGAUAAAGCAAGCUUAUGUUUCCAACAAUUUUUUUCUUUUACACUAGAAUUUUGGAUAGACAGGAUAUUAUUACAUACUGCAGUUUAUGCUUACUCAUUCACUUCCAGAAUCUAAAUCCAGCUGUGCCUCUUUCUUUUGGAGCUUUAGAUUUCAACUUUUCUCAUCUGCAUCCAUCAACAUCUACGAUGGUAAGUUGGUAACUCUGGUCCUAAUAGCACCCUCUCAAAGGUGCCUUUCAUGGAGCACUCUUUUUUUAUUUCCUAGUGGGUUGUAUACAAGACACCUUCACUCUAUUUCCGAAAGGUCCAAUCAUUUGAAACAGAUCAGCAAUUAAGUUCCAAUACGCAAAAUAACAAAAAUAAAAAAACCAGCUUUAUCCUGUGUUUGGGGAGUAUGCUAACAUUCAAUUUCUAAACAUUAUUUUCUUCUCUACUGUUUAUAAAUACCUCCUGUUGCUGGUUUGGAAAUCUCAAAGGGGGAAGGAAUACAGGGCCAAUGGAGAGAGAACUUAAAGCUAGUGAAAUCCAUAUUUUGGUAUUGCCUUAUCCUGUUCAAGGCCACCUAAAUCCAAUGCUCCAAUUCUCCAAGCGCCUAGCCUUAAAAGGUCUCAGAGUCAUGCUACUUGCAGCCAUGUCAAUUAGUGAGUCUAUUCCUGAUCAAGCUGGCUCUGUCAAGAUUCAGCGAAUUUGUGAUGGGUUUGAUGGGGAUGGAAAGGUGGAUAGCCUUGUCUACCAUGAGCGUUUCAGUGUCGUCGUUCCACAAAGUUUGCGUGAGGUUGUUGCAAGACAAAAUUGUUCUAAUUGCCCUUUUAACUUCCUUGUGUAUGACUCAACUCUGCCAUGGGCUCUGGAUGUAGCCCAUCGGCUGGGUCUUGAUGCAGCUCCAUUUUUCACCCAAUCCGCUGUUGUCAGUGCUCUAUACUACCAUGUGCAUCGAGGGACACUGAAGAUGCCUGUAGAAGGUCCUACUGUGACAGUUCCUUCAAUGCCGUUGCUUGCAGUUAGUGAUCUCCCUUCAUUCAUUCAUCACAUGGACGCGUACCCAUCUAUACUGAGGCUCGUAGUGGAUCAAUUUUCAAAUAUUCAUGAUGCAAAUUGGACUUUCAUUAACACUUUCGAACAAUUAGAAAAUGAGGUAUUGAGCUGGAUGAGAAGCCAGUGGCCAGUGAAGACAGUAGGGCCAAUCAUCCCAUCAAUGUACUUGGACAAGAGACUGGAGGAUGACAGAGACUACGGCCUCAGCCUCUUCAAGCCAAACCUGGAUGCCUGCCAGACUUGGCUGGACCAGAAGCAAGCAGCCUCUGUUGUUUAUGUUUCAUUUGGAAGCUUAGCUUCCCUGGGAGAGGAGCAGAUGGAGGAAAUAUCACAGGGCCUGAAGAGAAGCAACGCCCACUUCAUUUGGGUGGUGAGGGAAUCAGAACAGCAGAAGCUUCCCACCAACUUGGUGGAGGAAACUACAGAUAAGGGGCUAGUGGUGAACUGGUGCAAUCAGCUUCAAGUACUCGCUCAUCAGGCGGUGGGGUGCUUCCUCACCCACUGCGGAUGGAACUCGACGCUGGAAGCCCUAAGCCUAGGGGUGCCUAUGGCAGCAAUGCCGCAGUGGACAGAUCAGACAACGAAUUCUAAGUUCAUUGCUGAUGUGUGGAAAGUAGGGUUGCGGGUUAAGAGGGACGAGAGUGGGAUUGUUCGUGGAGAGGAAAUCGCUCUGUGCAUAAGGGAAAUAAUGGAGGGAGAGAGGGGAAAUGAGAUAAGGAAGAACGCUCACAGGUGGAAAGAACUUGCCAAAGAGGCAGUGGAUGAAGGAGGGAGUUCUAAUAAGAACAUUGAGGAAUUUGUUGCAGAACUUGCAGAAGUUGAGGGUGAUGCAUCAUGAGAGACAAUCUCCCCCCAAUAAUAAGAAUUUGCUUGUUGGAUUUC
This is a messenger RNA of Malania oleifera, 1934 nucleotides long. RefSeq names its product mogroside IE synthase-like. The record is from RefSeq and is a predicted model, not a curated record. Gene Ontology annotation, molecular function: UDP-glycosyltransferase activity. Bases 514 to 1890 code for a protein of 458 amino acids. The transcript is spliced from 2 exons. NCBI's taxonomy places the organism in Eukaryota, Viridiplantae, Streptophyta, Magnoliopsida, Santalales, Ximeniaceae.